This is a messenger RNA of Gloeophyllum trabeum ATCC 11539, 4795 nucleotides long. RefSeq lists its product as uncharacterized. The transcript is spliced from 8 exons. The record is from RefSeq and is a predicted model, not a curated record. NCBI's taxonomy places the organism in Eukaryota, Fungi, Basidiomycota, Agaricomycetes, Gloeophyllales, Gloeophyllaceae. The coding region runs from base 1 to 4689 and encodes 1562 amino acids.
AUGAGUCUCCCUACUCCGCCUGGUACAUCUCAUCGCGACAAGGAGAACCGGCCGCCUCAAGCUUCGUCUGGAACUCGCGUCGCGUGGUCACAACAAAACCAAUAUCACCUAGUUCCUUCCAGCCCCGAGCCAUUAUCCACCGGGACGGUCUCAUCCAAGAAUCUUCCUGUAAAGUCGAUUCUCAAGAAGUCGUCACAGCCUAUCUUCCCAUUCCAAGAUGAAGACGUGCGGGAGCCCACUCCAGUCCCAGAAGAUCCAAUGAAAGAUGCUCUUUACCUCCAGUCCGCUGUCUCGAAAAUUAUUGCGGUGGCUUCUACAAUGCGGGAUAUUAUCCAAGGGUACUCUGUGCUUGGUGCGCGAAUUCGGGAGCACGUCGACGACGACGCAUUCCGAGCAAGUCAGUGCCCCUUGCUCGCACCUAUUCGGGAUAACCGUGAUACACUAGCAAACGCUAUUAUUCGGGAUCUCGGUAGGGCAUUGAUACAUCCUCCCACUAUGGACGUGGCAAAGGGCGAGCCAGAGAUUAGACGGGCCUUCGGUUUGCCGUCGCCUAGGCAGAGUCCCAAGAAGAAGAAGAGCAUGACUGAGGAGCAAGUCACCUACGCCCGAGACCUCGGCACCACGUGCCACGCAGUGAUAAGGUGUCUCGCCGUCAUCUGGACGAAGCCUGCCGUGCACACAAUCUUCACUGAACGCCAGCUCAACGACAUGCUCACGGCACUCCUGGCCAUCCCUCUGGAGUCUGAACUGCCCACCCCCAAUGCACGCAAAACAUGUGCGCUCUCGAUUUGGUUAAUUCAAGUUCAGCGAUUACCUGAGGACGUCCUCUACCCUGCAAAGGACCGGAUUGCGUAUGCCAUCCGACGAGGUAUAGAAGGCGAGCUGGGGAAGGAGGGGAAGAAAGGUUCUGUGAACGAUGGGUACAAGGCGAUACAUGACCUAUCCAUGUAUCUUCCUGCGGUCUUCAUCCCACCGUUCACGGAUCUCCUGCCUUGCAUAUUCUCAGGACUUCUGGGGCCGACGGUAGUAGUGCGUGCCCAAGCUUGCAACGCCCUCGGCGGGUUUGUGCGUGGAUGUGCAAGUUUGCAACGGUUACCCAUUCACACACGGAUAGCGACUCUCGUUGGUGACUUCUUGACAACGCCGUCGACUGCACUCCGUAAGAGUCCCUCUCCCAGCAAGCUUCCCCUCGAGUCCGCGAUCGUGCGCACGCUGCGAACGACCCUGAAUGCUGUUGAACCUGCACAUGCAGCCCAAGGACCGGUGUGGGCCAUCUCUGUGAUGGCGAGCAUGAUUGUCCUGCUGGGGCCGACGCUAGGUACUGAUCCGCAAAUCUUGAGGAUCAUUACCGCCCUCCUGACGUUGGCGAUUCGGCACAAGAAAAGCUCAAUUCGUGCACUUGUCUGUGCGCUCUGGCCAUCUCUUACUCAUGCCUUCUUCCAACCUCCGCUGAUCGUUGAACGUGACGAGGAUGAAGAUGGCUCCGAUGGUGAGAACGACCAAGUCGUCGAGACUCGCGCCAGCGGUAACAAUCGAGAGGCCUUCUGGAAAAUGAUCAAGAACAUGGUAGACAUGGGCGCAGGUGUAUCAACCAUUGCAGCAACACUUAUCGCUGAAGAGGACGAAGAGGCGAGGUUCACACGAAUUCUAACUGUCCUGAAUCAGAUGGUCCACAAGGGAGGCCCGCCGUCGAGCAACGCUAUGGAUGUGCUACAGCGUCUCGUUAAUUUGGACCAGGCGUCCGACGACCACGAUCCAGUCAGACUAUUAGCUCCCGGCCUAUUCUCUAGUCUUGGAGGUCUUCUCGCGACAGAAUGGAAGUCAGUGCAUAGUACAGUAAGGCCUCUGUUCGACGACCUUGCAAAGGUCGGAGCAGUACGACCGCUCAGCAAAGAUGAACUGGCAGAUGGACGGCUGUUCCAGGGUCUUAUGGACAUAUGGAAGGUCGCCAUGAUGAAAGCCGAAAUUCCAGGCGAUCAGGACGGGCUGCCUGAGAAUAUUACUGCGGCCUGGGAAGGCCUGCUCAAAUCCAAGAUUUCUCUCAUGCAGGACGAUGGAGACCAUGACGGCCUCCUAGAAUUCGCUGAGUAUAUAGUGCAGAUCCUCGUGGACGUCUUAAAGGAUGACGAGAUAGACUUCACCACAUGCUCGGCGACCUCGAAAAGCUCCUCGAGCUCGAUCGAAUUGCCGAAGGUGCUUGUGAAGUCCAAUCGUUCACGACCCGCGUUGAGGCUAUUGGUGGUACGAAAGUUGUGGAUGGCUUUCCGACCUAUGCUUCCUUCGCAGGACCUUGCGGCGGCGGCAGAGCAGCUUUUAGCGUGCCUGAGGCAGGACCGUCCUCAGAUCAUAGGCGAUGAGAAGUCAGGAGGCAUCGAUGAAGACGCGUGGUCCCAAUGGGCCACCUUGUGCUCCCAGACUCUGGCCAUCUGCGACGUCGAUGACCUUAAGACAUUCUGGUCCCACGUCUCCGAUGUUUCUCUGACGUCGUGGCCAGCUGGUAUUCGAAGUGUUGUAUGGGAUCGCUUUACCAGCGAAUGGUUCAUUGAUCCAAUGGUCUCUCGCGAGACGGCCAUGAUUGUGCUAAAUGUCCCAUUUACUUCUUCUGUUCCGUGGGAUAUGGAUGAAUCAGAGUUGCGUCAGUGGCACCAUUGCUGCUUGUCAGGAGCGAGUGAUAUGGCGUACGACGCCGGUGAUGACUACAUCGGCGUCUUGAAUGAAGUGGUCGACACUAUCUCCAAAGCACACUGGCAACUGAUGUCGUCCAUGACGUCUCCGGCUCGUAUUGCGGAUAUUCUGUUGCAGACUUUCGGGAUCAGCGAUGCUACUGAGUUACCAUGCAGGCUCUUCGAGUUCGUCAACGAUACAUUGUUGGCAUCCUACCCACCGGAGCCUCGCAACAAAGUCGUCUGUACCUGGUUAAUUCGGACGUUCGUCCGAUCAGUCGAAGAAUGCCCGAGUGACCUCCUUAUCACCAUGUUGGAGUCCGUUACGGACGGCCUAGCGUUGUGGAUCGCAGAUGAACACGUGGUUUUUUCACAGGACGAAUAUGCUCUCGACAUUCUACCCCUCUAUCAAACAGUCCUUGUGACGGUCGGCGCUCUCCCCGCUUCGCUCGACAUCUUGGAUAAGCUGUCUCCUAUAAUCCAUUCAGCUUUCCUGGUGAAGAACGAGAAUUCAUCGUCCACUGCUCAGGCUUUCAUCGACUUCUGGCGGUCUGGAUAUGACCAGCUUCCGGUACCGGAAGACGGGUGGCCAAGCUACAUUCACGAUUGUCUGGUGGCAUCAGGAGCGAAUACCUCUGGAGACGAUGGGGACAACGGGUACGAGGCAGACAUGUCUCUUCUUUCGGCAGCAGAGAAGUCCUCGGUCUUCACGCUCAGGCAAGAGGAGGAAGGCGAGGAGCCGUUAUCCUUCCCGGACAGCGAUGAAGAAGAUGUGGUGCAUUUGCUUGUAACCGAGUCCAGUGCGGAGAGUCCUGAAGGGCUUCGAAAUCAACCCCUGGCUGAUUCAACGAGCGCGCCGAUCUCAUCUCCUACGACGCCCCCGACGAAGCCGUCGGCUGUGACCACCCCUUCAGCAAGCACAAAGGACAAGGACUCUGAAUCUGGACCUAGCACCCCGCCGUUGGCAGUCUUCCGUUCGGUGCGGUCCACAGAAGGAUCUAGACUACUUUCUGAUUCACCAGGGUCCUCUAUCAAUACCAGAGCUGAACCUGAAACUCCGAGUCGUUGCGUUGCAGCCCAGUCUUUCUAUGCCACGACUCCGUCUAGACGCAGUGCAAGGGAGAGUGCGUCUCCUAUCGAAAGCGCGACUGGUUCUUCUUCAAAGACACCGGGAAAGAGACGACGAUCGAGCGAUGCUGUUGUACUUGGCGAGAAGCAACCCGACUCUGAAUCAGCCGUAAAGUCUCGGAGGACCACGAGGGGAAGACUUUCCAUCUCCCCAAGCAAAUAUCCCGUCUUCGCGAAAGCUCGCGAAGAAAAGCGAAUGAUGAGUAUCGUCACUACGCCGUCGUCGAAGAAAUCUGUCAGACGCAAGCCCAAAGGGAGCAGCUGUAAAGCAGCGCCGGUGACAGGCGGUGACGAUGAUCCAUUCUCCUUCCAUGGAGGCCGUGGCCUGGCAUCUAGUUCGACAGAUGUCUCUCCAUCAGUCGUCCUAGCGACCCCCACUAGACGAUCUCCACGAACAGCUAGAGUGAUGAUGGAUUCGGUGGAGAUUCCGACCUUCAGAUUCGACAAGAAUGAGUGGAUCGAUUUGAGCCCCGCAUCCAGCGGUUGCAAGAGGAAGAGGACAUUGUCUCGCACUGAGUCUUUGCCUCCAUCGGGGCUCGAUCAUAACAUUGGCUCAAGGGAGAGGUUGGCACAGGGCAAAAGACAGCGGUCAAUAGUUGAGAUCGGUAACUCAUCUCCCAGAAAGACCCGCCGUUCCAAUCAAUCUGUCAUGGUUGAUGGUUUCGCCGUACCGGACUCUGAUGAGAUUCCUUCCUCCACCGGGCAAAUUGGUCAAGUCACUCCCCACCAUGUCAUCUCCCCGACCCUACAAAGGAGGGGUUCUUUCGCUCUUGACGAAGACAUGCCCAGCGACGGCGAGUCCGAACUGGGGAGUAGCCCGCUGAGGGCGCUCGCAGCGCGCAAGCAGGCCAGAUCUGCGUUCCAUGGCUCGACAUUGGAAAAAUUUAUCAGGUCAUGAAAGCUUAGCACGUACAUGCAACUUACAAUGCUAUCGAUUUCCUCUAUUUUCGUUUUGUCUAGAUCUAACGUUCCAUCGCAUUUGCAUUUGCAUCACUAUUCUCGCA